This is a messenger RNA of Sugiyamaella lignohabitans, 975 nucleotides long. It is a transcript of the gene HIS6, whose product is annotated as imidazole-4-carboxamide isomerase HIS6. The transcript has a single exon. Gene Ontology annotation, cellular component: cytoplasm. Lineage: Eukaryota; Fungi; Ascomycota; Dipodascomycetes; Dipodascales; Trichomonascaceae. Gene Ontology annotation, molecular function: 1-(5-phosphoribosyl)-5-[(5-phosphoribosylamino)methylideneamino]imidazole-4-carboxamide isomerase activity. The record is from RefSeq and is a predicted model, not a curated record. Bases 1 to 975 code for a protein of 324 amino acids. Gene Ontology annotation, biological process: L-tryptophan biosynthetic process; L-histidine biosynthetic process.
AUGCUCGACUCGAGCGCAGCGAGAGGAGCCACGGGGUCUGGGGCGGAGCCCCAGCCGCCGGAGGCAGAGACCCCUCUCCCCGCAGCGGGACUUAUCUUAUCUUUUAGGAUCUGCACCAGAUAUAUGCAGCAUGAGGAGACUGAAGAUAGAGUCAUCAGCAGGGUGAUAAAAUAUCAGAUCCGUCGAGCCAUGACGAAAUUCCGUGGUUGUAUUGAUAUCCACAAUGGCCAAGUCAAGCAGAUUGUAGGAGGAACGCUGACCAGUGCGGAGUCGCAGUUGAAAACCAAUUUUGUGGCGACCCAGCCCGCUGAGUAUUUUGGAAGAUUAUACAGAAAAAAUGAAGUCUAUGGAACACAUGUAAUCAAACUCGGACCAGGAUGUGAUGAAGCUGCUGAGGAGGCAUUGGCAGAAUGGCCUGGUCAAUUACAAGUUGGCGGAGGUAUCACUGCCGAAAACGCUCAAUCCUGGAUACAAGAGAAAAAGGCGUCGAAAGUGAUUGUCACGUCGUAUCUAUUUCCCGACGGAAAACUGUCGAUACCACGACUGGAAAAACUGGUGUCAUUAGUUGGAAAAGAGCAUUUGGUGAUUGAUCUGAGCUGUCGCAAGAAAAUCGUCGACGGCGAGCCCCGGUGGAUCGUGGCCAUGAACCGAUGGCAGACCCUGACCGACACCGAGGUCAAUAAAUCGACUCUGGACGAGCUAUCGCGCUACUGCAGCGAGUUUCUAAUCCAUGCUGCUGAUGUCGAAGGACUGUGUCGAGGAAUAGACGAAGACCUUGUAGCAGCUCUCGGCAACUGGGUCACAAUCCCCACAGUCUACGCAGGAGGAGCCAAAUCGCUCAACGACCUCGAGCUGGUCGCCAAACUCAGCCACGGCAAAGUCGACCUGACAUUCGGCAGCGCGCUCGACAUCUUCGGCGGUGACAAAGUCGCCUUCUCCUCGUGUGUGGCCUGGAACCAGUCACAGUCACAGUAG